UCCAAGAAGCCAGAAACACCUCCGUGGCUAGGACGCCAGAGUACGGAUAUUUUAACUGACUUUAUAUAACAAGGGACUGAGGUCUUCAGUUUUAAAUUAAUGAAAUAAAGAAGCGCGAUCUUGUGUCUUUUCUAAGUGGAAGCUGAUGUUUGAAGAAAUGAUGCAAGAGGAAUCCGGCUCCCCUGUGUCUCCAGUGGACAGUCUAAGCAACAGUGAAGAAGAGCUCGACAGGCAGCAGAAAAGAUGUGGGAGGAAAAGGAGAUCGAGCAGGAAAAAUGGGGAGGAUUCAGAUAGCCCUACCCCUGGGAAAAGAGGAAAGAAAUCCAGCAGCAGCAGCCCGCAGUCUUUCGAGGAACUUCAGACCCAGCGAGUCAUGGCUAAUGUGCGCGAACGCCAGCGAACGCAGUCUCUCAACGAAGCCUUUGCUGCCUUGAGGAAGAUCAUUCCUACCCUUCCUUCAGACAAACUGAGCAAAAUUCAGACCCUCAAACUGGCUGCCAGGUACAUCGAUUUCCUCUAUCAAGUACUACAGAGCGAUGAACUGGACUCCAAAAUGGCAAGUUGUAGUUAUGUGGCUCAUGAGAGACUAAGCUAUGCCUUUUCAGUUUGGAGAAUGGAGGGCGCCUGGUCCAUGUCUGCAUCUCACUAGCGUCUGUGAAACUAGGCUAACAUGGUGACAACUGGUGUCCACUUACCCACCCGUGAUGGGGACUCUCGAGUCUGAAGCUGGAUAUGUACAAAGCUGCGUUUUUUGGGGGGAAAUACGAAAAUCUUCCAACCCAAGAGGGCAGGGCGGGGAGCACUUAGAGACAACGAGGCGACGGACACCGACCAAGCACACGUGCGACUUCACGGUCACAAACUCGACAUUCUGAUCUGUGUUUGAAACAUUUCUGUCUGACGAUGAAUGUUGGAAAUUUAUUUCAUUAUGCAUGCCUUUUGACCAGCUGUGCCUGUGUUCUAUGAAGGGGGUGAAAAAAACAAAGGAUAAAAAGCAUCGAAACUUUUCAUUGCUAGGCUGUCGAUGAAAACUGUCCUAUAAUAUAGUCUGACACCUGGCUCAUACCUGUGCAAACCUUUUUAAGGUUUUUUUUUUUCCUGAAAUACAUUUAUUUAUUUAUUGAUGACCCAUGUUAUAAUGCAGAAUAGAUCCGGUGUCUAAAUGCAUUCUUAUUUUUAUGAUUGUUUUGUAAAUAUCUUUGUAUAUUUUUCUGCAAUAAAAUAAAUAUGAUUUUUA
This is a messenger RNA of Lepisosteus oculatus (spotted gar), 1237 nucleotides long. Its product is annotated as twist-related protein 2. Gene Ontology annotation, biological process: developmental process; regulation of transcription by RNA polymerase II. Gene Ontology annotation, molecular function: RNA polymerase II transcription regulatory region sequence-specific DNA binding; protein dimerization activity; DNA-binding transcription factor activity, RNA polymerase II-specific. The record is from RefSeq and is a predicted model, not a curated record. Lineage: Eukaryota; Metazoa; Chordata; Actinopteri; Semionotiformes; Lepisosteidae.